Ooceraea biroi (clonal raider ant) is the source of this 8900-nucleotide messenger RNA. It is a transcript of the gene rdgA, whose product is annotated as retinal degeneration A. NCBI's taxonomy places the organism in Eukaryota, Metazoa, Arthropoda, Insecta, Hymenoptera, Formicidae. Gene Ontology annotation, biological process: phospholipase C-activating G protein-coupled receptor signaling pathway. Gene Ontology annotation, cellular component: plasma membrane. The record is from RefSeq and is a predicted model, not a curated record. Gene Ontology annotation, molecular function: ATP-dependent diacylglycerol kinase activity; protein binding.
GGCGGACGACGGCGUCGCCAGAUAGCUAUCAGGCGAGGAUGCAGAGGCUGCGUUCAACUUUUAAGAGGUCGCGCACCCCCACGGGAGCAGAAAUGAAAUCCCAAUCUAGCCUCGAGGUCCCCAAGCAGAUCAGGUCGGCCUCAUUCGAUGAGAUGCAGCUGCAGGCAAAGCGGCAGGACACCUCCUCGUCGUCCUCCACGUGUUCCCCCGUGAGAUCGCAGGACUCGAUACGUGGCAGACGAUCGUCCACCCUGAAAGUGCCGCAGACGCAGGCCGGCCAGCGGUCCAAGAGCUUCGACGCGUACUCCGCGAGCUCCGCGUCAUCCUCGAGUCAGCUGUUACCCACCGGAUUCGAGCGACCGGAAACGCCGAUCAUCCAGGUCUCCGGGUGUUAUCACUGUGCCUGCGUUGAGGAGUACAAGAGCCUCUGGCUGGCCGAGGAUAUUUCCAAGGAGGAAACUGACAUCGGUGAACUCUACUACGAGGCUGACAGCGGCACCGAUCUGUCAGAGAACGAGUCGGACGAUCGCGAGGACGAGUCUAGGAGGGAAGGCAGCCCGGAGAUCAGGGUCACUCUGACAGGAUCUGACGACACCCAGAACGAGCCGCGAUGCGUCUCUCCCAUAGCGGAGGUCGCGUCCGAACCGAAUUCCGAGAUGCCGCCGGAAUUCCCAGACAGGCAACGCAGGCUGUCCAGACAGGAAGCUCUGACUUCCUUCCCUCUGGAACUGCCCACCCCGACGCCCGUGAGGGACAUGGAGCCAGCAAUCAAGACAACCGCCGAGGUGGACGACGACGACGACGACGAGGAGAACGAUGUCGAGCAGUGCAAAUGCAAGUUCAUCGUGCGGGACAUUUUCCUGGCCGUGCCAGACCUGAAGAGGGACCGCGCUGCUUCCGUGGACUCUUGUUUCAAUAAUAAUAAAAACGGAGGCGUCACCGAUGCGGACUCAUUGGCAGUACCGCAGCAGAGCAUCAGAUCGAAAAGUGUCGAUAUCGUGCUGCCAACGGACGCGCGAACGAGAUACACGGCGUUGGUACCCGGAAAAGAAUCGCGAAUAGGAGGGAGAGAGGAUAGUGGAGAAGACAAUAGAGAAGGGGGUGGCUCGAGCGGUCAACGCGAACCCCGAGCAACACCAGAUUGGGGACCAAAUGCGUUCAAUGGGGAACAUCUUUGGGUACCAACCGCUACAUCCGGUGACUUCUGCUAUGUCAACGACUGUUCCAAACACGGACCCCGGUUGAAGUGUCCGGCUUGUCGUGUGGUGGCCCAUGCCUGCUGCGUCGGAGGUUUAGAAUUCGGCUGCAAACCGAGCUUUCGCGAUGUAGGCGUGCGCCAGUAUCGCGAGCAAACGACAACUCACCAUCACUGGGUACACCGACGGUCACAAAAAGGCAAAUGCGCCAACUGCAGCAAGUCCUUCCAAUCGAAGCUCAGCUUUAGCUCUAGAGAGAUCGUGGCAGUGAGCUGUAGCUGGUGCAAAGCCGCUUUUCAUAAUAAAGAGACAUGCUUCAACGUCCAGAAGAUAGGCGAGAACUGCGAAUUAGGUAGCCACGCGUCAAUUGUUGUACCACCAUCGUGGAUCGUGAAACUUCCUCGGAAGGGCAGUUUCAAGAGCAGCCUGAGAAGAUCACCCAGAAAGAAGAAAUCCGGCAGCGGCAGUGGAGCUUCCAGCCGUCGAAAAAGCAGGGAGAAAGAGAAGGAAAAAGAAGAAAAGGAGAAAAAGUCAGAUCAGGGAGAACUGUGGAUUGUUAAGCCCAUACCCACGCCCACAGUUAAGCCAGUUUUAGUCUUUAUAAAUCCGAAGUCCGGCGGUAAUCAGGGCGCGAAGUUACUGCAGAAGUUCCAGUGGUUGCUCAAUCCAAGGCAAGUCUUCGAUCUGACGCAGGGCGGUCCGAGGAUGGGAUUGGAGCUUUUCAAGAAAGUUCCAAACUUGCGCGUGCUGGCUUGCGGUGGCGACGGUACGGUCGGUUGGGUCCUGUCGAUCCUGGAUCAGAUCGGUGCCUAUCCAGCGCCGGCGGUUGGGGUUCUUCCUCUGGGCACCGGAAAUGAUCUAGCGCGAGCGCUAGGAUGGGGCGGUGGUUACAAGGAUGAGCCGAUCGGGAAGAUCUUGACGAGCAUAGGUGACAGCGAGACCACCCUGCUGGACAGAUGGCAGCUGAAAGUUGAGAGAAAUCCUGAUGCCAAAAACGACGACGAUGGCGGCAAGGGCAAAGAGAACCUACCGCUCAACGUUGUUAACAAUUACUUCUCCCUCGGCGUAGACGCUCACAUCGCCCUCGAAUUUCAUGAAGCUCGAGAGGCUCAUCCGGAAAAGUUCAACUCCAGAAUGAGGAACAAAUUGUUCUACGGACAGAUGGGUUGCAAGGACUUGCUGCUCACUAAGUGGAAGGACCUCUCGGACUUCGUGACGCUGGAGUGCGACGGUCAGGACAUGACGUCAAAGUUGAAGGAGCACCGUGUCCACGCCAUUCUGUUUCUAAAUAUCGCUUCUUACGGUGGCGGAACGCAUCCGUGGAGCGCGGGAAGUGGUACCAGAGAACCCGCUAUGGACGACGGUCUGAUCGAGGUGGUCGGUUUGACCACGUAUCAACUGCCUCUAUUACAAGCUCGUGGACAUGGCACCUGCAUAGUGCAAUGCAGCACAGCCAAGCUGGUUACGACGAAGACUAUACCGAUGCAGGUUGACGGCGAGGCCUGUCGUCUGCUACCAUCUAUCAUAACUUUAAGUAUGUUAAACAAGGCAACAAUGUUAGCGAAAAGAAGAAAUACGGGAAAACCACAUCAGAAUACAGCAAGACUAGAGAGAUUAAAGCUGUCGGUGAUGAGGAUAAAAAUGUCGGAUUAUGAGACGUAUUAUCACGACAAGGAAAGAUUGAAGGAAGUAGCCGAAUUAUGGGCGUCGGAACUUGAUCUCGAUGCUACAACCGAUUUAGAGAGCUUGAGAAAACUCUUAGCGAAGGAUUAUAAUGUAGACUCUUGCUGUUUUCUCGAUUCUUGCACCGCGGAAAGAUUCUUCAGGAUCGAUCGUGAUCAGGAGCAGUUGCAUUACGUAACAGAUGUUGCCGUGGAGAUCAUAUACGUUCUCGACGAAGAUGCCAUUCAGCAACAAUCUGGGGGCCAAACUGGAGCAAGUCAAAUCAUCGCUAAUCAAGAGAACGAAACCGCGCAAAUCAGUUUGCCAAGCGACGAACGUCCAAAGGAGAUGCCAGCCGUGACAGAGGAGGAGGAUCGGACACUCUCGAACGGCUCUAGAGAUGUGCAGAAGCAGAAACGGCCUUCCUCCGUCGCGGAGAGGCGCCGGCUCUCCAGGCAAUUCGAGAAUCGCCUCCUCGACAGAGAACACGAUAAUGAAAACGCUGUCAAACCAAAGGAUCCGGCGAGUCGGAAUUCCUUAGACACGUCGCCUACUGAGAACAAAGGCGUCAACUCGAAUUCCCUCAUAAAUCGCGAGUCCUUGAAAAGGGGUUCUCAUAUUGCGAUCGCUCGCACUGAACAGUCGCAGCAUCAGGCUGAUCGACCACCUUUCACUUUCAUCAGCCCCCGCGAUAGGCUGUUCGGUAUGAGCCCGGGAGUCCACGGAUUUAGCACCGAUUUGCUCGAAAAGAAUUGCGAUGACAUCCUGAGGGCGGCGAAGAUCGGCGAUCUCCCAGCAUUGAAGCAAUUUCAUGAAAAGGGCUACUCGCUUCUGUCGAUCGACGAGACGGGUCAAACGGCGCUUCACCUGGCAUCGAAGCACGGUCACAAAGAUAUUGUCAGAUACCUCAUUGCCUGCGCUCCGCCGACGAUUUUGAACAUGAUCGACAACGACAAAAGACAAACCGCUUUACACAAAGCGGCCCAGACCAAACGACGUUCAAUUUGCUGCAUGCUGGUUGCUGGCGGCGCGUCUUUGAUGGUCAAAGAUCGGCACGGUAACACGCCGCAUCAACUUGCGCUACUCGCGGAGGAUCACGAUCUUGCAGCGUAUCUACAAAGUCAAGAACACUUUCAAUUGGCGACGGACGAAAUGGAGAGCGAUCUCUGACCUCCAGCAUUGAUCGCCACGGCCUGAACCGCUCGGGACAACCGCGACAAGAAAGCAACGACGGUUAAUCUAUUAUUGGCUACUUGAUGAUGUCUCUGCGGCAUAUUUUCGGCGACGCAGUGUGUGGAUCGCCCGUGAUAGUCCAAUACUUUUAUUAAUUCGACGUAUACGCGCCGACGAUUACGUGUUUGCCAAAUGCUGUCGUAUUUUUCUUCUCGAUACUCCGAAAUUACUCCUUAAGAACGUAUACAAGUUCAAUUGUCACACACUUACAUACACACAUACACACACACAUACAUAAUAACACAAUACACACAACAAGAAUUACAUAUGAUAGUCGUUUUUAAUCGAUAAUAAGUCCUUAUUUUUCUCACUCGUAAACUUGCCUGCAGUUCUACUUGCAAUUCUUGUAUCCGGCAAGUGGUUCAUGUCACGGAGCUUCUUGAUUGCUCUUCUGAGACGAGCAAAAUUUAUUUUUCUCAUACGAGUUUAAUGUCUCCCUGAUCCAAAAUGAGGCAGUCUUUUUUUCAUGUCUCUAUAUUUAUUUGCGGGGGAUAAUAUGCAUUCUCAGGUGUUUCUUAUCUCCCGUGAACGAUAACACAAAGAGAACGGGUUGGCAUUCGUAUUUGUGCAAUUGAAGAAACGGAGGAGCGCAUGUAUAGAGAUCAAUUGUAAAAUAUGUAAAUCUGUGCCAACCGAGACUUGUUAGUAAUGUCUAACGAGACGAAGUAACGUUCAUAAUGAUGCCAAAAAAUGAAAAAUUUACUGUCUCAUGUUGGAGACAUACGCGAAACUAUACACGGAAGUUCAUAGUCUUCACUCAAAAUGGGUGCUUUACAAGCGGAUCGAUAAUCUGUUAGUUCAUAAUCCAGGGAAUUAAAUAAAGGGUAAUCUCUUAGCAAACAAGAGAACGAAGGAACAUUCUAUAAACGAUACCAAAAUGUAAAAAGGGAUCAACGUACAAACACCAAUUAGUAAUUAGACGCAGUCUAUCGCUAUAUAAUAUAUAUACAUAUAUAUUAUUGUACUAUUACUAUACUAUUGCAAUUAUUUUUCUGUCGAAUUACAUUGUAUGUACAGGAUAUCCCACACAAACCGCGUCACAUUUUGAUACGGACGAAACUAGUGUAACUGGAACAGAUAAGUGGUUGGUUCAGUGUCGAGAUUAACGCAUAAACAGUUAUAAAUUAGAAAAUUUUUAUGAUAUCUAUUGAGAACAUUAAUUUUAAUGCAACACACUAAAACUAAGCUACUACAUUAAUUAAACAAGGAUUUUAUCGAUCUUCCCGAAAGUAAAGUUUAUUUUAACCGAUUUUAUAUAUUCAAAGUUUAAUAGAUUUUUCUAAAAUGUAUAAAACUUUUUAUUUUUAAAAACAAUUAUAAAUAAAUACAAAGACCAAGCAAUAAUAGAAAAAUAUUGUUUAUUGACACUGUAAACACUGAGCUUUAAUAUAUUUAUUAUCAAAGAAUCGACGUAAAGUUUAUCGAAAACUCCGUAGCAGUGAAAUAAGACAUGGCAGUAGCGGGACAUCCUGUACAUGUAUAUAAAAUCUAUGUACAUAUAUGUAGAAAUUUUAAAGCGCUUAUUGCCUUGAUUUGCGCAUAUUCUAAAAAAAAGAUACGAUUCAUUAGUCGAUACGAUCGUGCGCGCAACGAUUCCUUUCUUUUUUGAUCGAACUAUUUUACUCAUCGAUAUUUCUAUGAUUCAGUGGGAAAUUCCAGUUCAUAUUAUAUUACAUUUUGUGUGUGAGCAUGCGUCAAGAUUUGAUAUGGCGCGAUAGAUAUAUAUGAAUUGCUAUAUUCUCCGUCUCUGUUUUCUCUGUUAUUAAAUAUUUAUACUAGCGCUCAAUAGUUUGAAUACUAUUUUUGUUAAAUACAAUCUAAUAUAACUAUCUGUUCGUUGUAAAAUACAAUUGAUAAAAAAAAUAACAUAAUCGAAUAAUAAUAUUCCAAAAAUUGAACUAUAUGCUAUAAUUUCAAACUAUUAAUGCGCGGAAAGUGUUUGUCGCAAAUAUGCGGAUUCAAUCCAACUUUAUUUAAUACGAGAAGUGUUUGCUAAAAAUAUUCCAAUCCAAUCUCAAAUCAAUCCUCGGAAGAAAUACAUAUACUCCUGGUAAACAGACUUUUGUCACAUUACUGAAUUAUCACAUUACUCUUUUAUCGGAAUUAAGCGAUGUAUAAUAUUUCUCAGUGAUACAUAUAUAUAUACACAAUGUACUUGUAUCAAAACUAUUGAGUGUUAGUGUUCCAGCAUCGCGUGAUCUCUUGCACACGAGCGAUUCUCUCGUAAAACGGCUAGUUUUAUUGCGGUGGCGAAAAACCGAAAAAAUUCAAUUUUAUGUAGAUGUAUGUAUAGAUAUAAAAAAAAUAAUUUCCUCUUUAAUUACAUUUAAGGAGAAAAUUAUUUUAACAGCAGAUUCACUUCAAGCCUUAUUGUAUGCCGAAGUGUUUAUAAAACAAAUUAUAAAUGUUAAUCUUUUGAUCGAAUAUUUCGUUAACAAAGAUGAGCUUAUUCGAGGAGGAGAGAGAAAGAAAGAGAGGGAGAGAGAGAGAGGGAGAGAGAGAGAGAGAGAGAGAGAGAACGCGCGACGAUUGGAACACCCUGCGUUACAUCCUUACUCUUUUGGAGUAUUUAAAAAGAAAUGCCUUUUACGAUCCGUACCUGUUGUACCAUUAUCGACGAUAAUUGUCGGAUAAAAGGAGAUAAUGAAUUUAGAACGAAUGAAACUACAAUCAUCGUAGGAUCAUCGUAGGGCGUAUAAGAAUACUUCGUGCGCAUGUUAUCGGGUAUAUAUGCGUGUAUCAUACGUCGAGAUAAAGUUUGUGAGAAUAGCGUUUAGACCGUUUUGCGCCCGAUAACACAACGGCGUUUGAGGCCUGGUACAAUCCCAUAGAGCUCGAUUUCCGAUGCGGGGCCUACAGAGAAACGUACAUUUUAUGUGGUAUUAGGUGUAUGCAAAAAUUUUUGUCUUUUUUUCCAGCGCUUUUGAUACACCUAAAAAGCGAAAACGUACAAAAAACGACUAAAUCUUUUGCAUACAGCUAAUACAAGAAAGAUCGCAUAAUAUACUUUUUAAGAGAUCGAAAUGUCACGCUCAUCGGGAUUGUACCGGUCUCUCGAUCCGCGGAUAGCAUUAGGACCGAGAUAAGAAAGAAAACAGGGAGAUUAAUAGGAUUUCCCGGAUGUAUAGCGACGCCUUCUGCGGUGGCGAAGGCGCUGGCUCAGCCCGCAAAUCUCGAUUUAAGUUUUAGAGCAAUAAAUUAACGACAAUCAUGACAUUUCGGCGUGAGCCAGCGCCCGCGUCGCGACUGUUACUUCUCUCCCGUCCGUUUCUUCCGUAUUCCAUUUUACCCCUUAUACGAAAUUAUCGCGCGUUUGUUGUCGCAUAAACGAUACGACGCGUGUACACGAGUACUUUACGCUAUUUCCGGAAUUUAUGUGCGAACUCCAUGAAGAGUGCACGCGUGCUUACACGUGGCCUGUGUGCACAGAAGCGGCUUCGAAGCUUAAAUUUAGAGAAAAUUGCUUGUGUAAGGUGAUCGUCGAGUGAUCAAACACGUUUGCUUUUGUGUUAUUUUAGAGAGAGAUUGAACUUUAAAAUAUAUUUUAAAAUACUUAUAUAUAUAGUACAUUUGAGACGUUAUGUUAGUCCAAAUGUUCCUCUGAUUUUCUGUUCUAAAUAAUUUAUUAUUGUGUUUGAUUGCCUGGUGUUCACUUUGCACAAUUCGUUCUCUCCGAGCGUUUUAUUAUACUUUUAAGUUUUUAAUGUUUUGGUCGUGUGCACGUUCAAGUUUACGAUAAUCCUUCCUGCCACGAUCAAGCUGAACACAGCGAGAAGUGUUCGUGUACACGAGUCUAAAUUUUUAACAUUCUAUCCUCUCUGUACUUCCCGUAAGAUUUACGAGUCGGAUAGGCAAUUUCUAAUCGAUAUUGUAACGGAGUUAUUCUUGUCUUGUUAUUCCGUGUUUGUCAUUUCAAAGCUCGUUGUAUUUGAUUGUUGCUGGACGACAGGAUAUAUUCAAUGAGACUUACUUUUGUCCCAAGAUUAAGAAAUGUUUUAAGUAAUUUUGUCUUUAAAUAUAAAAAUACAAUUGAAAAUGUUCAUAAAAUUUCUGAAAGAUGGAUUUUAAUGUGAUCUAAUGUAAUAUGCAUAUAUAUAUUUGUUUUUUCAAAAUGUAAAACAUUCUCCUUUGAUAUUUAAUCGAUUUGCAUAAGCUAGAUUUGUAUGCGGAUAAAUUUUUUGAUACUUCUAACAUUAUUUUUUCCAAUAUCGUUAAUUUCUUUAAUUUCGGAAGUAGUAAUCAAUAAUUUUCUUUUGAAUUUUAUUAUGUUCUCGCUCUUUCUCUCUUCAUUUCACAUUAGUUUUACUUACGAUAUCUCGAAAUUUCAAUGUGUAAGAACAUUUUAACGUCGUUCAGUAUUAUGAAAAAGUUAUGAGAUAUUCAAUACACAUUCGGAUUAUAAAUAUUCCAUAAAUUUCUUAGGCUUAUAUAGAAAUUACUAGUUCAUCGAAAACGAUUAUGUCCAUAUUCGCUUAUUCGUUCUUCUAUUAUAUGAGUGUCGAGUACUUCCAGAAAAGAAAUAUACAGGUUUAGUUGUUAAUAAUUUCUCAACCCAAAGUAAAAUACAAUGAUACGUAGAUUUUAUUUUCUACAAGCUACAAACAAAUACAGCUACGUGUAAACGUCGAUACAUUCGUCAGUAUGCGAUCCGCGCGUACCGCGCGAUGCGGUAACCAUCGUGAACAGCGUGAAUCUUUAAGUAGUGAGAUAGGCUUGGGCGGACCAACCAAUGACCAUUUUAUUUUAUUAAUAACUGAUAUCGCUGUAUUAUCUGUAAUUUUAAAUCUAUUAAACAGAACAAACUAUGAA